AUGGAAUCGCCCUCCAGAAUAAAAAGACGCUCACCACAAAUUGUGGAAGUCUCCUCUACAACCAUUAAAAUGACACCAAGAAGAUCACCUUUCAUCCCAACUACCUUCGAAUCCAUACUCCUCUCCAUAUAUCCCGCGACCCUACUGCUCGGCUCAAUAUUCUCAGUGCUGAGUCCAGACGUACGAGCAUCAGAAUACAACGCAGUUCUACAAUCACAUCCGCCCAGCACCGCGCCGUCAUAUUUCGCAAAAAAGAGCAAUAUAUUCAACCAGUGGUUUGUGAAGAAAGGCUGGGCUUGGAUUUCCGCUAGUUAUUUUUUCUUCCUCCUAACGCAUCCUUCGACUGGUCCUCCGGGAGUCUUAACUCUCACGCCGCGACGGUUACGCGGUACGCUGCGAUAUUUGGUUGUAACGACCUGGUGGUUUUUCGUCACGCAAUGGUUUUUCGGCCCGCCAAUCAUCGAUCGCGGAUUUAUCAUAACGGGUGGACAGUGCGAGUUGGUGGAUGCGGCGGAGAAGGGAAAGAUUGUUAUGGAUAACACGCGCCAAUUUAUCACGGGCGUGGCUUGUAAAGCGGUGGGUGGGAAGUGGAAAGGCGGUCAUGAUAUUAGUGGACAUGUAUUCCUCCUGGUUCUCGGGAGUAUGUUCCUCUUCCAGGAGGUUCUACAUGUUGUUCUUCGCAGUUCGGGCAUCAAGGAAGAACGGACGAUAGUGAUGGAAGAUGGGGCGAUUAAAUCGGCAGAAGUAGAGGCACCCCCCCUGAACGAAGCGGAGGGAUUAGUUCAAGAUGGAUGGUUGGGAUUAAGUGUGAAGGUUGUUGGCUUUUGGAGGAGUGUUUGUGGUGUUUUGGUUGCCGAGGUUAAAUCCAACUGUGAGGUUAAUCUUGGGUAUGCCGGGGAUCUAGAUGAUGAUGAUGAUUGA
Messenger RNA from Sclerotinia borealis F-4128, 921 nucleotides. The record is from the annotation of a GenBank genome assembly. Lineage: Eukaryota; Fungi; Ascomycota; Leotiomycetes; Helotiales; Sclerotiniaceae.